GACAAAGUAUAUAUUUACAUAUUUACAAAAUACAUACCCCCCCGACCCCCGUGUCCAUUCGAGUCGGCACAUAUCAAAUGCGAAUACUGGCGGCAAAUUUAGUUAGAUUAUCUUCUGGGGGUUCCAAUAAGUUGUAAAUAACAUGCUCCAUUAAGUCAACCACGGAUAUAUGUAUGUAUAUUAAUGCCAUGACGAACUAUAGCAUGUUGGUAGCUUUUUCAGGAAUAUAACGGUCUUUAUAUGCAACUGGACUCAACGAUGAGCGUAUCUAAGCCCACGUUUUUAGUGAAGCGACGUCUCUGUUGUUGUGCGCGGUCUUGUUGAGACAGGUUGGAGAGCAUCAGGUUCGACGUACAUUCAAUCCCUCAUCCUUGCAUUUAGUAUUGUAAACUAAGAUAGCCUAAUCUAUACAUACCCUUGCUGCUUUAUUAAACGAAUUUGUAUUCUCACAGUCACAAAUAGAGUUAUGCCUAAAAUCAUGCGCACGCAAAGUGCAAGGUUACCACAUCGUCUACCCUCUCGCAGUCUCUCAGUACCUACUACCAGGAGAAACUUAGAUGUGUACAGUAUAUACUCAACCAGUCGGAAGACAGUCAUCCUGAUAUGUGUCUUCUUGAGUGUUGUAGCAGUGUACUCCACCUACCGGUACAUCCAGAACAAUAUAGCCGAGGGCAACCGGUCUCUCAAGUAUAAACGCGUGCCUGUCGGUCUCGCAUCCUCCAUACACUGCACACUAGUAGAUGAACCCGACAAAUGGACCUCACGCACGUGUGUGUUCACAAACGCACUCAUACACGAAGGCCAGAUCAUAGUAUUCGCACCUGAAGGUACCACAGCCGACUUGAUGGUGCAAGAGUUCAAGCGUCCCACUAGUGGGGUGGGCAGAACCGACUCACUGCCACCCACAGCCAAGGCAACGCCGCUGCACCGGUUUCUAAGGAAACAGGGCAAGAAGAACCGGUUUGUGGUAAACGUAAACGCAGGAUACCCUCCCGACGAAGGCACGUCCAAUCUGAAAAUACACGUGAAACGUUACGGCGACGAUUUACCGGAGUACCCAAACUUUCCUCCAGUGGAUAGCACAGCCGUGAUGUUCAACCCAAAUUGGCCUGAGAAUGUCGGCCACUAUCUGUUCGAUGACAUCUUUGCGUCGUUCGAUGCGGUCGCGAGUGUAGGGCUCAGUCCGUACAGCAUACACCUGGUAAAGCUAGCGAGUUGUCAGGAUAUGUAUCUCGGGUUCUUCAAGGAGAUGUGGAAGGGCAAGAGCCAGUAUAAGCGCUGUCAUAAAUUCUAUAGUAAUUGGACCAACACAUUGGUGGGCACGGAUGUGAUCAUUUCAUCCACCUUAGCACCGCAAACACCGGCAGACAUGGAUUCUGAUCCGAAUGCAGAUAUGCCCGAGGCCUUCACUAAACCCGUGAACGGGGCUAAAGCAUUGUUCUUUAAGAAGGUAGUCGUGGGUAUUUCUAGGACAAACGUGCGAUUGCUCGGCAAUAGGAACGAGUCGUGGAUGAUAUUCAGACACAACGUGCUGCUGAGGCUUGGUUUGCUUAGGUACGACAAGUGGAACCUGAAUCCGGAAGAGAAACGAGAAGUGCUCUCGGACAUGGUGGCCAAAGGGGAGGUGAAGCUGAAGAAAGGGGACGGGAGUGAUAGGCGUACCCUCAUGGUGGUGUUGGAGAAAGUGGAGGGCAAGCAUGCGCGACAGAUACUGAACUAUCAGAAAUGUGUGGAUGCCAUAGCGGGUAUGGACGAAAUAGGCACUCUUGUGACCAUGGCCCCAGCUGGGCAAAGCUUACGAACACAAGUGCUACUAUACGUACUUGCGGAUACCGUGUUCAGUGCACCGGGGGGUAUCACGAUGUUCUCAGGGUUUCUGAGGCGAAAUGCCUUGGCACUGUAUCCGGACCAUUACGACCCUCUCAUCGGGUCCUAUCACUUGGAACCUGUGUGGGAUGAGAUGAGCCAUUUUGUGUACCAGGACAUACCAAUUGAGUGGAAAGACUUGCGAUACCAUGACAUCACCAUGUUCCAGAAGCUAUCCAUGAGUCAGACUGAGGUAGUGAGGGAUUGGACCAAUCUUGUCCUGGAUCUAGAUGUGCUGGAGUCAAAGUUACUCGAAGGACUCGCACAGGCGCGGAUUCGACGCCAGGGGUUCAAGAAGAAGUAGCGGGCAGGUCCGAGCACGCACAUCUGCCAAACCCUGAGGGUGAAUGUAGGGGAGUGUCGCAUGUCGAUUAGUAUAUACCUGUAUAUCAGGUAUUGGCAAUCAGCACCAUACGUGAGUGUACUCAUAGCAUCCCAUUGAACGCCUGCACUCCUUUGACAUGUACCAGUGUUCGAGAUUUAUAGAAGACAAGCCACAGUAUACAGACUUGUAUGACGCAGUGCUGCUCGUCACGUAGGGCAGGGCAUGCCUGAUUCGAUCACGCAACACAGCAUGCGAUUGUGCACACAGUGCCGCUUUAUGCAGUAGCGUCACUCCCAAGGGGUCUGUCAACAAUAUUGGGUCAAAGCACACAUACUGUGGAGCAUGCUAUCACUUCUACAUAGUCGCCAAGCAGAACGCUCAGAUCCUGGUGCAAGUGUCUUGGCGAAGCGGGGAGUGGGCUGUUUCUGUUUGUGGUUCGAGCGGUAUCAGCUUGUGUAUAGAUAUAGCUACACAUCGAGUCUCAACUACGACCGCAUCUUACGAAAGCAUUUCACGGUCGCCACCCAGCGAAGGCUUUGAAUACCUACGCCUUAGGCAACAGGGUAGAUUGGCAUGAUGAACGAAAACAUCCUAUUUCCACGCCACAGAAUCGAAUUGUAAAUCCGCUUGCGCGCAUACGCAGCUAAGCACCACACCGACUUUAAUGUAGUAGGCGUAGCAGCGUUGUUCGUGGCAGUCAAGGUAUCGCAUGAACACUUCAGCAACCUCCUCAGACCCAUGAAUUGCCACACCGUGCUGGCGGACACUGCUGACCAGGUUGUUCUCCCUGGCAUGCUGUUCCUCUUGCACCUUCGUUUUUAAGUGCACCAGCACAAACUCCUGUCACAUCCGCUGACUGCGCUUGGUGAGAAUCUGAUGUCUAGAUGGGCAUCUGUAAACCAGAGCUCGCAUGCGUGCAUUGGCCUGUCUGGCCAUCUGGGAGAGGCCAACGAGAUAGAGAUGUGUCAGCAUGAACAACACAACAGUGUAGUUAUAUUCGUGCAGUGUGUUCCGAGCAGCCGGCUGUCCGCUGUGUACUGUGAGUUAGUAUAUAGUAAUGUCACAGGCACAUUUGCUAGUGUCACGUAGACCAGCGGUUUUGGCCUGCACACGCUUCCUCUAUCUAUACAACCCAUAUCAAUAGGACCAUGUAAGUGCGUAAAAUCAAAAUGCCAUGCGCACUAGGCGAAAACCCUCACACGCACACACUCAUACUGACCACGCAAAAGGGACUCGUAUGAAUACGUUCAGAAUGUUUGUGAGUAUGGGCAGGGUGCGUAAGCGGGUGUUGGGACGGUGUAGUGGGAGCAACCUUGUAGCAGACCCCCCUAUUCUAGCAUUUGAUAUUUGAUGCAGGCAGUAUUGGUGUGCACACGUGUAAGAGCCGCAUAGCCGAAAGUUACAUGGGCCUGGAGGUAGGAGUGUAUAGUCUGAGUUGUUUCUUAGGCGACGUGCUUGUAUGCUCCGAGAGCUUAGGAUGCGUCCAAACUGAUUUUGAUCAUAGCGGGACCCAACUAAACCAUGCUGCGGCGAUGGCUCAAGGGAAAUUACGCAGUAUAGGACGCUGUAGAAGAUAAUUAUUAGUAUAGCUAGAAAC
This is a messenger RNA of Sphaeroforma arctica JP610, 3788 nucleotides long. RefSeq lists its product as hypothetical. Bases 467 to 2170 code for a protein of 567 amino acids. The record is from RefSeq and is a predicted model, not a curated record. NCBI's taxonomy places the organism in Eukaryota, Ichthyosporea, Ichthyophonida. The transcript has a single exon.